AUGCCAAACAUCAGAGACCUGCCCAACGAGCUUUUGCUGUGGAUCGUGUCGCAUUUGGAUGGCAGUGCAUUAUUCGCCCUCGCCAAAUCAUGCAAAGACCUUGAUUUUAGACUGCAGCCCAGCACCUGGAAAUACAACAUCAGAUUUCAGAACAGCAAUCUGUUGCACUUGGCCGUCAAAUACGACAACGUUGGCCUUGUGGAUGCUUUGCUCCAGCACAACGCCAACAUCAAUGCAUUUUACCGAGGCAAAACUCCUUUGAUGCGGGCGUUGAAAUACUCUUCCGCUGCUGUGCGCGAACUGCUGCUCAAUCGUCGAGACCUAGAUAUCAACAUCCAAAAUCAAGCGCGCGACAGCGCCCUGUCAUAUGCUAUCCACUACGGGAGUUCCUCCAUCGUCAAGAGCGUGCUAGAGCACCGCGCCGGCAGUGUGGACAUUAAACACAGAUACGGGCGAACGGCGCUUCACCUAGCAGUCUUCACAGGAAGAAUAGGAUUCGUGCAACUGCUACUUUUAAGUGGCAGCGACCCUAACUUGGAAGAUGAUUCAGGCCAGUCGGCAUGGUCUUGGGCAUGUCGAAUCAAUAUACCCGCCAUGAAAAUAAUGUUUAUCAAUGGCCCCGACUGUGAAGUUUAUUUAGGUGCCCGAAAUGCUCAGGAUUCCGAGCUACCUCUUCAUGAGGCAGUGUUGCAUGGGUCGAUAGAUGCUGUCAAGUGGCGUCUUAGACAAAAGGAUCUGAACUUGGACAUUCAGGACCGGAAAGGCUAUACGCCGCUCCAUCUCGCCGUUCAAAGCAGAAGCCUGGAAGUGGUCGAUUUGAUCCUGAGCCACCCCCUUGCCAACGUGAACUGCAAAGACAAAGAUGGCAAUACGCCACUUUGGCUGUCUACUUACUCGUCAUGCGACGAGAUAACCGAAAGGCUCUUGGCGGAGAAAGACAUCGACGUUAAUUUCGUUGGAGGCCGUGGGAGACUUGAGGCCCCGUCUACAUCUUUACACCAUGCCGCAACGAGAUUGGAUACUAUACUUUUACGACGGCUGCUUGCAGUGCCAGGGAUUGCUCUGAAUCUCUGCGUUGCAGACCACUCUCCAAUCUCCGUUGCUGCAUAUCACGGACACGUGAAGACAGUUGCUUGUUUACUGAGUAUGGAGGGCGUGGAGAUCAAUGGAAGGGGUUUAAUAGAUCCGUCCAUUUGUCGAGCGGUUUCACAUGGUCAUCUCGAUGUGGUAAGGCUCUUAGUACAGCAAGGCGCACGUCUGAAUGUUAAUGAAAGCACUGUCGCAACCCAUGACACUGCUCUCUGCAUUGCUGCCCGUGGCGGUGACCUAGAGAUGGUCCGGGAAAUACUACGCCAUGGCCGAAUUGAUGUCAACCUGAGGAAUCAAUGGUUCGAGGAUCCAUUGAUGUUGGCGGUCAGGGGUGGACAUUCCUCGAUUGUUGAUGCACUUAUGGCCAAUCCCAGACUGACACACUUCAGUUUGAGGAGAUCCCUGGAUCUAGCAAAGGACUAUUGCAUCCAGAGGGCCAUUCGAAGCAGAAUUUGCGACGACAACACCACUAAAAAAUUGUUGAAACGGUCUCCGAGGAGAAUAUUUGAUCGUUUGUAA
Penicillium salamii is the source of this 1608-nucleotide messenger RNA. The record is from the annotation of a GenBank genome assembly. NCBI's taxonomy places the organism in Eukaryota, Fungi, Ascomycota, Eurotiomycetes, Eurotiales, Aspergillaceae.